GCGGAUCAAGUUUGCAUGACGCGCAGCAGCGUUGCUCCGGAGGUGCCAGGAGCUUUUGUGCUAAUUACUCAAAGUGGGAGUCAAAGGGCGCGCUGAUCCAGGAUGGAGAUGAAGAAAAGAAUUCAUCUGGAACUGCGGAACCGCACUCCGUCAGACUUUGUCUGCCGUGUAGGUGAAGAAGCUCGUCCUGGACAACUGUUGCUCCAACGACGGCAAGAUGGAGGGCCUCACGGAUGAAUUCGAGGAGCUGGAGUUACUGAGCACGAUCCGCGUGGGGCUGACCACAGUGGCGGACCUGCCCAAGCUGAGAAAACUCAAGAAGCUGGAACUGGGCGACAACAAGAUCUCGGGAGGCUUGGACGUGUUGGCGGAGAAAUGCCCCAACCUCACCCAUCUCAACCUCAGCGGCAACAAGAUCAAAGACCUCAGCACCAUCCAACCUUUGAAGGACCUGGGCGCCCUGAAGAGCCUGGACCUGUUCAACUGCGAGGUGACCAACCAGAGCGAGUACAGAGAGAACGUUUUCAAGCUACUUCCGCAGCUCACCUAUUUGGAUGGAUACGACAAAAACGACAAAGAGGCACCGGAUUCCGACUCCGAGCUUUACCCCGAAGGCUGGGACUAUGAUGAUGAGGAGGAUGAGGAUGAUUUAGACGAGGAAGACUACGAUGACGACGCUGCAGCGGGAGAUGAGGACGAGGAAGAUGGAGAGGAAGAUGAAGAUGAGAAUGAAGAGGAGGGCCUUAGCGGAGAGGAGGAAGAGGAGGAUGACCUGAAAGAGCGAGACGUAGACGAGGAGGACGAGGAAGACGAGGAGGAGGAGGCAGAGGAAGAGCGGGGUCAGAAGAGAAAAAGGGAAGUGGAUGAAGAAGGAGACGAUGACGACGACUGAGUCGGUGUUGCGUCCUGGUCUUUGUCCCGGUCUUCCUCCUGGUCUUGGUCCUGGUCUUCCUCCCGGUGUCUUUCCCCGCAGUAGGACAGCUUUGGUUCUUUGCAGCUUUGUCACCUUUGAUGCUCCUGACGCCAGCAGGGUUGCCGACACGUCUUGGAAGCUAAAACGAGGCGAGGAUACGACUUUCCUUUUGAAGCCACCUUCCUUGUGGGUUCUCUACACCCGCGUGUGAAUCACGAUGGCGUGUUGAAGUUGAAACAGGAAAGAGCGCCUCGACUGCUACGACUGGGCUAGCUCAUCUGUUCCACAUUUUUUUUUAAAGAUCCGUGUCCUGGCACGCUGCCCUGAUGUACACCUCGUGUAUGACCCCCCCCACCCCACCCCCCCGACGCCACCAUCACCUUCAUAGUUGGGAUAUGACGUGUUUCUUGUAAAUAAUCACCAAAUCUAUUUUUUUGUAUCUUCUCGGUGGCGGCAGACAUUGAACACGUGUAACUGAUGUCAAAGCAGACAGUACGUCGUCAUAAGAUAUGAAUGAUGUUUAGGUCAAGACAGUACCCCCCCCCCCCCCCCCCACACACACACAUCACCCACACAGACCAUGUGACCAUUCUCUGCGGCUUCGUCCCUCCUUCCUUGCUGGAGACGCUGUGGAGGCCACGUGAAGGUUGCUGAUGCCGCAAACGUGUGCAGUGAAGUCAGUUAGGAUUUGGAAUAUGACGUGUGUGUGUAUAUAUAUAUAUAUAUAUAUAUAUAUAUAUAUAUAUAUAUAUAUAUAUA
Messenger RNA from Doryrhamphus excisus (bluestripe pipefish), 1672 nucleotides. NCBI's taxonomy places the organism in Eukaryota, Metazoa, Chordata, Actinopteri, Syngnathiformes, Syngnathidae. The record is from RefSeq and is a predicted model, not a curated record.